This is a messenger RNA of Arabidopsis arenosa, 1844 nucleotides long. The record is from the annotation of a GenBank genome assembly. Lineage: Eukaryota; Viridiplantae; Streptophyta; Magnoliopsida; Brassicales; Brassicaceae.
AUCGGUUCCUUCUCCUCCUGUCGGUACUCCUCCACCGACAGUCGUCACUGCAGCUCCCACAAAUCAUCAUCCUAUGACAACACGAGCCAAAAACGGGAUCACCAAACCCCGUGCUCCUAUUUGUCUUCAUACCGAUUCUAUUUCUCCUCUUCCUCUUUCUCAUGUGCAGGCAGCAAAGGAUCCUUAUUGGAAUAAUGCUAUGGGGGAGGAAUAAAAUGCUCUUAUUAAACGCAGAACGUGGGACUUAGUUCCGCGACCACCGGCUACUAACAUUGUUCGCUCCAUGUGGCUUUUUCGUCAUAAGUUUGAUGCAGAUGGAAAGCUUUCUAGGUACAAGGCGCGCUUGGUGGCUAAUGGCAAAUCACAACAACUUGGCAUCGAUUGCGACGACACAUUCAGCCCCGUUGUCAAGCCAGCCACAAUCCGAGCCGUGUUACAUGUUGCCCUUGCUCGCGAUUGGCCUCUUGGCCAACUUGACGUCAAGAACGCCUUCCUCCAUGGUGACCUUCAAGAGACGGUCUACAUGCAUCAACCGCCGGGUUUCGCAGAUCCAACCAAGCCGAAUCAUGUAUGUUUGCUUCGUCGAUCUCUUUACGGGCUCAAGCAAGCACCCCGGGCUUGGUACACACGUUUUGCUACGCUUGCCAAACGCAUUGGCUUCACGCAAAGCCGCACGGAUCCGUCAUUAUUCGUUCUCCGUCGUGGAUCCUCCUUGGCGUAUCUCCUCUUGUACGUUGAUGACAUCGUCCUCACCUCUUCUACCAACGAUCUCCAGCGUCAAAUCAUCUCCGAACUUGGCAAAGAUUUGGAACUCACGGACCUUGGCAAACUACACUACUUUCUUGGAAUUGCGGUCUCUUACAAUGAUGCCGGCUUGUUCCUCAGUCAACACAAUUACGCAGCUGACAUACUUCAUCGCGCGUCCAUGACCGAAUGCAAGCCGUCUCUCACUCCGGUUGACACCAAAGCCAAGCUCGACGCCACGGACAGUCCACCUGUUGCUGACCCGUCUCUAUACCGAAGUCUAGCUGGCGCUUUACAAUAUCUAACGUUUACACGUCCUGAUAUUUCUUUCGCAGUUCAACAGGUGUGCCUUUUCAUGCAUGAUCCCCGAGAACAUCACUUAACAGCUCUCAAACGGAUCCUUCGCUACAUCAAAGGCACCAUCUCUCACGGGUUACAACUCAAGAAAUCCUCCAUCACGGACCUUGUAGCCUACACUGACGCUGAUUGGGCAGGCUGCCCCUCCACUCGUCGUUCCACCUCUGGCUACUGUGUAUUUCUUGGUGACAGCCUCAUUUCAUGGUCUUCCAAACGCCAGCACAAGGUCUCUCGCUCUAGCGCCGAAGCUGAAUACCGUGGUGUGGCCAAUGCCGUUGCUGAAACGACUUGGCUCCGCAAUCUAUUCCUUGAAUUAGGCUGUCCAUUCACCAAGGCGACGCUUGUUUAUUGCGACAACAUCUCAGCGGUCUAUCUCUCCUCCAAUCCUGUCCAACACCAACGGACCAAACAUGUCGAGAUCGACCUACACUUUGUUAGAGAACGUGUCGCACUAGGCCAAGUACGCGUCCUCCAUGUCCCGUCGGCUAUGCAGUACGCCGACAUUUUCACCAAGGGAUUACCAUCUCCGUUGUUCACCGAUUUUCGCUCCAGCCUGAGCGUUCAAGAACCUCCGCUCCGACUGCGGGGGAGUGUUAGAUAGGAUAUUCCCUAUAUCUUUGUAUAGUCAUAUAUGUUAAGUUAGGAUACUAUAGAUCUCUCGAGAUCCUCUGACACACUUGUAUAUAUACAUUACUGUGAUCAAUGGAAAGGGCAUCGAACCCUAAUACACUUACAAGUUUCAC